Molecule: messenger RNA, 750 nt
Organism: Ictalurus punctatus (channel catfish)
Lineage: Eukaryota; Metazoa; Chordata; Actinopteri; Siluriformes; Ictaluridae
Gene: med11
Product: mediator complex subunit 11
Exons: 4
Coding region: 140-484 (114 amino acids)
Biological process (GO): regulation of transcription by RNA polymerase II
Cellular component (GO): mediator complex
Molecular function (GO): transcription coregulator activity
Source: RefSeq, a predicted model, not a curated record
CACUAGCAACACACUUGUAUCAUAAAAAACAAAAAGAUAAUGUCAUUAAAGUCCUUCUUAUCCUUUUCUGCAGUACGACGGACCUGUACGCGAUGUAUGUUCUUGUUAAACUCCAGAUGCGACACUGAAGAGCUGCAAAAUGGCAAAUGACAGGUUACGGGCUCUGGAGGAUGUGGAAAAGGAGAUCGCUGUCGUUCUUCAGUGUGCAGGAACCAUAGUGCUGGAGUUGUCCAAGGAGAAGCAUAAUGCGAGUUUAUUAGAUCGGCAGCUCAACCAGUUUCAGACCUCCAUUAACAGGAUCGAGAAUGAGCUCAGCUCUCAGAUCCGCUACCUCACACAGGUGGCGACUGGUCAACCUCAUGAAGGCUCAACAUACUCAGCCCGAAAGGACUGCCAGAUGGCCCUGAACCGUGCAGAAUACGCCCGCGUCAAACUGGGAGAACUAAGACGCACCUGUGAGACGAUGCUCGACCCCCAGACAUGAUGUUAUUCAUAGUCUCAAGAAAAUCUUAUUAAAGCCUUCUGAACCUUGGCCUUGUGAGAAAUCUCACUUUUAAGAUGUACGUAUCUGUCUACAGACUGUCCGAGGGAAAACUCUGACUUUGUUCUGCUUUCUAUGAGGUUAGGUUUUUCUAAUGGAAGCUCUUUUUUUUUCCUCCCCAUAAAUACAUUAUCAUGUUGUAUAAAGAAAACAACUUGCCUCUCACUGUUUUGUAAUAAAUAAAUCAAAGGGAUAAUUUUUUUCCUCCA